Messenger RNA from Caenorhabditis bovis, 399 nucleotides. The record is from the annotation of a GenBank genome assembly. Lineage: Eukaryota; Metazoa; Nematoda; Chromadorea; Rhabditida; Rhabditidae.
AUGAAAUCGUUUUUGGCGCUCGCCAUUCUUGGCGUCGUGCUCGUCGACGUCGCCGCCGCGAAAAUGCAAAACGUGACGGUUCGCGGAAUCGCCGUGUGCAAUAAGCGGCGUUUCGCCAACGCCAAAGUCGAACUCUACGACAAAGACACGCUCGAUCCCAAUGAUUUGCUCUCAACGAUUCACACCAACAAGGAAGGCGAGUUCGAGUUGUUCGGACAAGAGGACGAGGUCGGCAAAAUCGAGCCGUUCAUUCGCAUUCAUCAUUCAUGCAAUGCCGAACCGGGAUGCGAGCGAGUCUCCGACUACACUGUGCCGCAGGACAAAAUCAACAGCGUCUAUGAUAUGACCUACGUGACACUUGACAUCAUUGUUCACGGCGAAAAAACCAAAUGCGGCUAA